AUGCCCCUGCCAGAGACCCAUCCAGACGGCGACCCAUUCGCCGAACGCGACGCAGAGGCUGCACGCUCGUCGUGGCUGGGUCGCUUGGAAUCAAAGGCUCUCGCCGAAAACGCCGCAGAAUCGUCGUCUGUGGCCUCGUCGCCUGCACCAGCGAACAGGAAGAACGGUUCUGCACCGCCCAAGCCGGCUCUCCCGAAGCGCGAGUCGAGCGGCGGCACCGGCAAGGCGAGGCAGAGUCUCGGGUUCGACUCGAAGGGCAACGAGAUCCUCGUCGUGGACUCGGACAGCGAGGAGGACGAGGACUAUGAGGGCGGAGGAGCUGCAGCGGCGGCGGACGAGGACGAGGCGUCUGGCUCGGACGAGGGAGAAGGCUCUGGGUCUGACGAGGGAGAAGAAGGUUCGGAAGCUGGAGAGGGAGACGAGACUCCCAAGGUCGGCGCUACGGAGAACGAGGAGGACGACGAGGACAGCGAGGAAGACGACUCGGACGACGACUCGAGUUCGACGACCAGCGAGAGGCACGAAGGCGGGGAGGAUGUCGAGAUGGCAGACGGCGGCGCGGCGAAGGCCAAGUCUCCCAAGAAGGCUCGUGAGGGUGACGACACUGGUGGCGAUGCCGAGAUGAAGGAUGGAGAAGGGAAGGAAGGUGCCGAGGGCGAGCCGAAGGAGAAGAAGAAGCGACGCAGGCGCCAGCAGCGGACGCCUACGCCUCCGCCGCUCGCGCCCAAAGAGCCUCGUCCUACGAUCCGUCUUGAGAUCGCCCUUCCGCCGCGCAAGGACGAUGUUGCGCCCGAGUUCAACAUCGUCCAGCUCGCGAAAGACGCGGGCUUCAUCAAGGACGAGCCGAAGAAGGAGGGCGGUGACGAUGACGAGGGCAGCGAGAGUGAUGGACAAGGUGGACGGAGGAAGAAGGGCAAGGAGAAAGCGGACGACAAGGGUACGCCUGGAGCUGCAGAGGCGGGAGAAGCGGGAGAGAAUGGGCCUCCGAAGAAACGUCGCAAGCGCGGACCCAACGCCGUUCUCGGUCGCUUCGGCGGCUACGAUACAAACGAUCCCUUCGUCGACGACUCAGAGGUCGCCCUGUACGAGCCUCGCUUCUACGCCCGCCCGAAGCGCGAGGGUUACUUCGUCUGCGCUGGUCCGGUCGAGGUCGCGCCCCGUCGCGGGCGGGUCAAGGGUUCGAAGAACAAGCCGAAGCUCGACGAGAAUGGCAAUCCCGUACCCGUGGCGACGACGAGACGGAAGUCGACGCACAAGGUUGUGGUCGGCGCGGACGGCAAGCCUGUGCACGACGCCGACGCGUCCGCAGGACCAAGCGAGUCAGGCGCGUCCGUCCCGCCCUUCGGCGCAGCAGCUCAACCGCCAAAGAAGGUUCGCAAGAAGGGCGAGUUCUCGCCCGAGCUGCAGGAAGAUCUCGACAUGCUCAAGCGGGAGUCGAAGAAGGAACCGUGGAUCAUCAAGAACAAGUUUCCGCAGCACCUCAAGGAGCUGCUCACGUCGGUCGCCUACCACGCGCUCGACCUUGAGGAGUACGACGACGACUUCUUCGCCGAGAUGCCCAAGAUCUUUCCUUACAACCUGUUUACGAUGAAAAAACUCAUCAAGAGGGAGGUGUUCCACAAGCGCAUCCUCGACAUGACUACGCAGCAGGACGAGCUCCUCUCGGUCAUCCAGGACGGCAUCGACCAGUCCUACGAUGCACAGCGCCUCGAAUUUGAGCGGAAGCGCGCCGAGUGGGAGAAGCAGCAAGCGGAGGGUGGAGGGUCGGCGGCGACGAACCUGUUGAGGCGGACGCCCGAACCAACGCCUGGUACGCCCGGCUUCGGCGGCUCGCCCGCGAUCACGACGCCACUCAUCGCCGUAGCCGAGUGCACCGAAGGUUCACCUGCGCCGGGUAAGGACGACGAUGACGAGAAGGGCCAGGCCGAACCGAAGUGGCGCUUCCGCUUCAAUGAACAGAUGCGCGAAGCGCUGUACAAGGUCUCCGAGCUCGAGGAUAAGAAGUCGGAGCUCAUAAGCGAGAAGCAGUCACUCGAGAAGGCAACGACACGCGAGGUCAACCGCGAGAAGCCGCACUCGGUCAAGAACGCUCGCAAGCAGUUGUACCAGCGCAUCAUCAACCUCUGGCCGCAGGACAUGAUGACUUCGAAUCAGAUCUCGAGGGAGAUCAGCAACUACAAGCUCAAGCUCAAACGCGUGGGCGAGUUGCCUGCAGACGCUUGA
Messenger RNA from Rhodotorula toruloides NP11, 2223 nucleotides. RefSeq lists its product as uncharacterized. The transcript is spliced from 11 exons. Bases 1 to 2223 code for a protein of 740 amino acids. The record is from RefSeq and is a predicted model, not a curated record. Lineage: Eukaryota; Fungi; Basidiomycota; Microbotryomycetes; Sporidiobolales; Sporidiobolaceae.